AUGGAAGAGCAAUUACACCGCCAUACCGCUGGUACUAACGUUCAAGAAGAAGACCAUGAGAAGAAAUCUAUGAUGAAGAAGGUGAAAGAAAAGGUCGACAAAAUGAAAGAUACAAUUAAACAUGGUGGUCACGGAAGUCAUGAUCAGCAUAAGGAUGAAGCACAUACAAUCAACAAUUCCGCGGUUGUCAGGAGUGGUUUAGUACAACCAACAGUUAUGGGAACUCCAGUGUUAGCAGAGGAUCUUUACGCACAACCCGCAGCCAUGGGAACUCCGGUGUUAGCAGAGGAUCUUUACGCGCCUCCUCAUUCAGAUAUAGUAGACCCACCAAUGAGAUCGUUUUCGCAAUGGGAGGAAGAGGAAAGACACGGUGAUCCACCACCACUCUCUACUGGAGCCUACGGAACUCAUCCGGAAAAUCUAUCCCAGUUUGGCCGUCAUUCAUAUCAUCCGGUUGAUGCAAGUAGACAACAAUUGGACAGUAGUGUUGAACAGAGAAUAGGCAUUGACAAGGAACCUUACUACCCGACGGGCACAGCUCCUAUAACUGGUUACGCUACUCAUUUCAAAGAAACUGGUGCGGUCACCGAUCCUUAUGACCUAACCGCGGAUCCCACGACCGGUUAUGCUACUCGUUUUGAAACGCCAAACCCCCGGCCACAGCUGCAGUCUAUCGAUGUUUACAUGACUCAUCCUGCAGGGGAUCAUGCCUAUAAGCAGGAUGUAGCUACAGAACAAUCUGGAACAGUCAUGGAGGAGGAUCCUAGUGGUCCUAAUCCAACAAUGAGGGCUUCUCCGGGUAACUAUCAGACUAAAGUCACUGAUCCAACAAAUACAGGUGGGAAGGAAUCCACGGGUAUCACGGACGUACUGCACUCGUUCGACAAAAUGAAAAUCUUUGAAGAACCUCGGCCCAAAUCUACAAAAGCAGAUCAAGGCGAAACUGAAGUGUUCACAGGAUCCCAUGAUCAGUUUUCACCAGAACUGGUUAAGGCUCAUCGACCUUUAGACACUAUUCCUUCGGACCCGUCUAACCCGAACAGUAGCUACACUCAAAAGAUAACAUCGGCCACAUCAGCAAUCGGUCAAAAGGCUGCUGCAGUGAAAGACUCCAUCAUCUCAAAGUUUAGUUCCUCGGAUGAAGACAAAGCCGAUAUAGCCAAUGAGCCUCAAAAGGCAAAAACGAAGCCGUCUACUGCUACGGAUUACGCACAUGUAGUGGCAGAUACGUUGUCAGGGACUUUGGGUCCGGUUUAUGAGAAAGUGGCGGAUGCAGGAACCUCAGUGAUGUCGAAAAUACAAGGUUCGGGUCAAGAUGAAUCCCUCACUAGUCCAUCAGGGACGAGUAAAGGAGCUACAGUGAAGGAAUAUUUAGUGGAUGCGUUUAAGCCGGGGGACGACGACAAAGUUCUUUCAGAGAAGAUAACAAGUGUGUUUAAUCGCGGAAGGAUGAAUGCACCACAAGAGACUACCACUACCAAAACUACUACCUACGUGAUCAAAGAUGAAGGAGAAAGGAGGCUACAAGAUUCUGGCAACUGA
This is a messenger RNA of Erigeron canadensis, 1542 nucleotides long. Its product is annotated as low-temperature-induced 65 kDa protein-like. The record is from RefSeq and is a predicted model, not a curated record. The coding region runs from base 1 to 1542 and encodes 513 amino acids. The transcript has 4 exons. Lineage: Eukaryota; Viridiplantae; Streptophyta; Magnoliopsida; Asterales; Asteraceae. Gene Ontology annotation, biological process: response to stress; response to abscisic acid.